CGUCGGAAAAACGUAUAUAUAUAUAUAUAUAUAUAUAUAUAACUUAAUUUUUCCAACCCAUCGUUAGACUCAAAACCGAGCCCUGAAAACGCUUCCCAGACCUUCCCCUUCGUGAGAGGAGUCCAACGGAGGAAGAAUCAUUGAAAACGGUCGUGAAACGAGGGAGAAAACGCUCGCCGGAGUUUUCGCCGGAAAACUUUCCCGACGGAAAACGGAGGAGCAGGAGCCGCCGUCGCCGCCGCCAACCCUUCACCGAGCUUCGCCGUCCCGAGAGGAGUGCACCGCUACCCCGUUGGCCGUUUCCGUCGAGGUGAUCAUUUAGAGACUGAAGUAGAUGACGUGAAUUAGGAGCAUCGGACUUAAGAAACGGUCGCGUAGGGCUAUCUUGAAGUCUUCCCAACAAAAUUCCGGUUGCUCGAGCAGAGUUGUCCCGGUGGCAGCCCACCAAUGAUCCGCCUCUUGGUGCAAGUAGUACACCGCUAUGUUUACCCGCUGCUCUAACGGGCAGUUGAGCGAAUCAAAGAGCUUGUCGAAGGUUCGGAUCCAGUCUUCUAGAAUCAGAUGAUCCUCCUCCCCCAGGUAUUUUGGGGGGUUCCUUCCGGCUACGCGCGCUGCAUAGUCAACCCCCUGGUUAUGGGUUUGAGCUGCUCCGAUGUGUUGCGCCAUCUGCUGAAUAGUUUGAGCCAACUCCUCAACAGUUGGGGUCGCAUGGAAGAUCAAGUGGUGUUAGGGCCGGAUUACCUCCAAGACACCAUAGAGAAAGUGAAGACGAUUCAAGCAAGGAUGAAAGCUGCACAAGAUCGUCAGAAGUCUUAUGCAGACCUGAAAAGGAAGCCAGCAGAAUUUGAAGCGGGAGAGAAAGUCCUACUCAGAGUCUCCCCGACCAAGGGAGUAAUGAGGUUUGGAAAGAAGGGAAAGCUAAGCCCGAGGUUCAUUGGCCCAUAUGACAUCCUCGAGCGAGUGGGAAGAGUGGCAUAUCGGCUAGCUCUACCCACCGAGUUGGCUAAGGUACACAACGUUUUCCAUAUCUCCCAAUUGAAGAAGUAUGUCCGCGACGAAUCCCAUAUUCUUAGCCCCGAGGUGAGGAUGAUGUUGUCGAGUGAUGAUUGCUUGCACGCCCGAGAGCGAGUUAGAAGUCGCCUUAGUUAUACUAGUCAUGAAAUAAGCAUUUACUUUUCAAACACUCUACUUUUAUUAAAUUAGUUGUUAUGUUUUUAGUUGCCUGUGCAUCCGGUUGAGAGAUGACCGGAUGUGGCGGUAACACCCAUUUCCCUAUUUUAGACUUCCG
Messenger RNA from Cuscuta europaea, 1288 nucleotides. Lineage: Eukaryota; Viridiplantae; Streptophyta; Magnoliopsida; Solanales; Convolvulaceae. The record is from the annotation of a GenBank genome assembly.